UUCGCUCCGGACCACAGUUUGACAGUUGAUUGAAUUUGUGCAGCGACCGGGAGCUAAUUAUUAAAAGGGACUGCUUACAAUAAUUGCUGUCUCUCACCUCGCCCCAGAGCUCCCUCAGCAACGAACGCUGAUUCACGUUUGAAGCACCUCGCAAGAGCUGUCAGCAGAGAGUCUAACCUCCAGAAACUUAAGAUGGUUUCCACUGUGCUCUCUCGGCAAAUAACUUGCAUAUUGCAACAGAAUCUGAAGUUUUCUCUGCCCCGAUGUCGAUACGUUAGCCAGCCUGCUAACAAAGGAGAUGUGGAUGUCGAGUUUGAUCGGCCAUUAAUGAAAACAGAAGUGCCAGGUCCAAGAUCUCGGGAGUUAAUGAAGAAGCUGAAUGAGUUUCAGAAUGUGGAUGCAGUUAAUUUCUUUUGUGACUAUGAAGAGAGUAAGGGUAACUACUUGGUGGAUGUUGAUGGCAACAGGAUGUUGGAUCUUUACACCCAGAUCUCUUCCAUCCCUAUUGGUUACAACCAUCCUGCACUAAUCAAAGUGCUACAGAAUCCUGAUAAUGUGAGUACCUUCAUAAACAGACCUGCCUUGGGCUGUUUGCCUCCUGAGAAUUACGUCCAAAAGCUAUCUGAGACGCUGCUUUCAGUAGCCCCAAAAGGCUUGAAGCAAGUGCAAACUAUGUCGUGUGGCUCCUGUUCCAAUGAGAAUGCCUUCAAAGCAGCUUGCAUCUGGUACAGGAACAAAGAAAGAGGAGAAACUAUCCACACAAAGGAAGAACUGGAAUCUUGUAUGAUCAACCAAGCUCCAGGCAGUCCCGACAUAACCAUCCUGUCCUUCAUGGGUGGAUUUCAUGGAAGAACAUUUGGUUGCUUGGCAGCGACCCAUUCUAAGGCUGUCCACAAAUUAGAUAUUCCAGCCUUUAAUUGGCCCGUAGCUCCAUUUCCAAAACUGAAGUAUCCCUUGGAAGAGUUUGUGAAAGAGAAUUCAGAAGAAGAAGCAAGAUGCUUGGAGGAGGUAGAAGACUUGAUUGUAAAAUUCAGAAAGAAGGGAAGGAAUGUGGCUGCAAUUGUUACUGAGCCAAUCCAGUCUGAAGGAGGAGACAACCAUGCAUCAGAUGACUUCUUCCGGAAACUGCGUAACAUUUCUAAGAAGCAUGGGUGUGCAUUCUUGUGUGAUGAAGUACAGACAGGGGGAGGUGCCACCGGCAAGUUUUGGGCCCACGAGCACUGGGGCCUGGAUGAUCCAGCGGACAUCGUCACCUUCAGUAAGAAAUUGUUGUCUGGAGGCUACUUCUACAAGGAUGAACUAAGGCCUGAUAUGCCCUACAGGAUUUUCAAUACAUGGCUAGGAGACCCUUCAAAAAAUCUUAUGUUUGCUGAAGUACUUAAUGUCAUUCGGACAGAAAAGCUCUUGGACAACGUGAAUGAAAGUGGCAAGAUCCUAUUAAAGGGUCUUAAGGACUUACAGGUUCUCUAUCCACACAUCCUGAGUAAAGCCAGGGGCAAAGGGACAUUCUGCUCCAUUGAUGCACCCAAUGAAACAAUACGGAAUCAACUUGUUUUGAAAAUGAGAAAUAAAGGUAUUGUACUCGGUGGCUGUGGAGAAAAGUCUAUUCGUUUCCGCCCUGCUUUAGUGUUCAGGCCACAUCACGUCCAUCUCUUCCUUAAUGUUUUCAGUGAUGUUCUGGGUGCUCAUAAGUGAAGCAACAGACUGCACAGAAGGGUCUUUAACCCACAAUUCAGUGGAUUGCUAUGAGCAUUCUUACAAAUUAUAUCACUACUUAUUCAGCAUUUCUGUCUACCAUUUCCACCAGUAUUUUAAAAAUCUUUAACAAUUAAUAGUUUGACCUCUGAAUAAGUGUAA
Mobula hypostoma (lesser devil ray) is the source of this 1857-nucleotide messenger RNA. It is a transcript of the gene abat, whose product is annotated as 4-aminobutyrate aminotransferase. Gene Ontology annotation, biological process: GABA catabolic process. The transcript is spliced from 16 exons. Gene Ontology annotation, molecular function: pyridoxal phosphate binding. The coding region runs from base 193 to 1695 and encodes 500 amino acids. Lineage: Eukaryota; Metazoa; Chordata; Chondrichthyes; Myliobatiformes; Myliobatidae. The record is from RefSeq and is a predicted model, not a curated record. Gene Ontology annotation, cellular component: mitochondrion.